Molecule: messenger RNA, 1501 nt
Organism: Lepisosteus oculatus (spotted gar)
Lineage: Eukaryota; Metazoa; Chordata; Actinopteri; Semionotiformes; Lepisosteidae
Product: G-protein coupled receptor 183-like
Biological process (GO): G protein-coupled receptor signaling pathway
Cellular component (GO): membrane
Molecular function (GO): G protein-coupled receptor activity; oxysterol binding
Source: RefSeq, a predicted model, not a curated record
UUGCUUGUUAGAUUAUUUUUAUUAAUAAUACGGCAUGUUGUCUUUUUCCAACACAUAUCCUACCGCUUUAGGUUCUUGUUUUGUUUAAAAGUAGACGUUUUCAUAAUAUUCAGAGAGGGACAUUUAAGUACUUUUUAGGAGGAAGCUACUACUGAAUUUAUUUUUCAACUCCUUUUCAAAGACUCUUAGGUGGGCUGGCAAACGUGUUAUAUGGGUGGAGUCAUAGAAGAUUCAAUGUACAUGAAAAAGACUGCAAAGGAUCAGAAAUACUUCAGACAUACUGUAACACAUUGUCAUAUCCAUUCAUUUUAUAGCACUGUAAUAAUUAAGAGCUGAAGACGAUCCGCCACUUUAAGGAGGAGGAAAAUAGCUGUGACAAACAAUGGAGCUCUCAGAACAGAUGAUGUUCAGCAAUAGCUCAUGCCCUAAUUUCCAGUACAAGAAGGAGUUCUCAGUCUGGUUCAGUAUAUUUUACACUGUUCUUUGCAUUGCUGGAGUAUCUCUGAAUGGUCUGGCAUUGUACAGCAUCCACAAAAGAAAGGAGAAGAUCACCUCCUCGCUGCUUUACCUCAUCAACCUAACUAUGGCUGAUUUUUUCUUUGCCUUUCUUUUGCCACUGAGAAUAGUUUAUUUUGCCAUGGGGUUCCGAUGGAAGCUCGGCGAAGCUGUGUGUAGAAUAUCUGGGUAUCUCUUUUACCUCAACAUCUACUCGGGCAUAAACUUCAUGGUGUGUCUCAGUGUUGACCGCUACAUUGCUGUGAUGCAUCCAAUUACAUUGCAGCGCUUCAGGAAUGUGUCAUUCGCUAAAGGGAUCUGUAUCUUCGUCUGGAUCUUUACCUGUGCUGUGAACAGCAUCACUAUGUUCCUACCUAACCUGUAUGUCAAAAACGGCACUGAUGAACUGUGCAUGGAGUACUCCACUCUUCAAAACAACCCUGGUUUACCUGGAAAAGUGCUGAUUUCAUGCUUGGUGUCAUAUUGUUUGCCUCUCCUCAUCCUGUUUUUCUGUUACUGGUGUGUGGGGGUGAAAGUGUGCCAGAUGUUUUGGAAAAAUCCUGUAAGGAAUAAGCCUGGCAGAUUCCACAGAAAGUCUCUCCGAAUCAUUGUAGUGGUGCUGCUCGGAUUCUGCCUCUGUUACACCCCUUACCAUGUCAAUCUGGCCCAGCACAUGGUAAAAGUACUUAGGGGACCUGUUGCCUGUGACACCCAUCAGACUUUCAAGGUGUACCUGCAAAGUACAAUAUCUGUGAUGAACCUGAGCUUCUUCUUCGAUCCCUUCAUCUACUUCUCAGCAUUCAGGAAUCAUAGGCUCUUUGCUUUUAAAUGCCAGACUCGCAGGGUAAUUGAUAAUCCAUCAUCAUCAUCUAAGACCAGCUCUUCUGGAACAGAUUAAAUUUUGAUUAGAAUUAGACUUUUUCCCAGAAGAGGAAGCUGUUUAACAUAUUGAGAGAUUUGAAUAUCUAUAUCUAUAUAUUAAAGGAAAUAACAAAAUGCACACAUG